This is a messenger RNA of Daphnia pulex (common water flea), 2602 nucleotides long. RefSeq names its product alpha-protein kinase vwkA-like. NCBI's taxonomy places the organism in Eukaryota, Metazoa, Arthropoda, Branchiopoda, Diplostraca, Daphniidae. Gene Ontology annotation, cellular component: cytoplasm. Gene Ontology annotation, molecular function: ATP binding; protein serine/threonine kinase activity. The record is from RefSeq and is a predicted model, not a curated record. Bases 175 to 2193 code for a protein of 672 amino acids. The transcript is spliced from 4 exons. Gene Ontology annotation, biological process: peptidyl-threonine phosphorylation.
GGUGAUGUAAAGAAAAAACAAGCAGACUGUUUAGUCGGUUUGGCCUUGGGCAUCUUAAACUCAAUGGCGAAUUGGCGAUUCAUUAGUUUCAGCCAGCUGAUUUAUCAGUCGUUAAAUAUUUUUUGGUGAGCUCACAAGUGUACUGCACGUGGCCAGUGUCGAAAACGGUACAAAAUGGCGUCGCGUGAAUUGUUUGAAUGUUCUGUUUGCCGAGCUUUAUUUCGAGCCAAGCCUGAACUGACAGCACAUUUGAAAUCAAGUCCCGUCUGCAAAACAGUUCCAAAAAAGCGUGACCCAUAUGCUUUUACAUGUGAAUCUUUUACCAGUCAUUCGAUCCCGAGUGCAAUCUACUCGAAAACUGUGCCCGACACAGUCGUCAGCAGUUCGCGUAGCUCCUCAUCAACUUCCAAAACAUCUUCAGUAGCUGAUGGAACUCUUCUAGCAGCCAUGGAAGCAGGGAUGAAGAAGAUUGUCGUAAAGCCCAAAAGAAAGAGUGGUCUUGAAACAUCCAUUCUCUCAACGAUUGCAGAUGGCGACGAAGAAUUGAUUACUGCCUACACUAGCCUCCCUUUGGAUCCCGUCACCGGUGAAAGGCGUCUAAACGAAGCCAUUGUCGGCGCCGUGACAUUAAAAUCGAAAAUCAACGUGGCUCAUGUGGCCGCUGUUUUAACACGAGCCCAUAAGGUGACUAUUUGUUUCCUUCUCGACACGACUGGAAGUAUGGCGAACUAUAUUUCGGGAGUCAAAGAACAAAUUGUGGAAAUUGUGGACCGGAUAGAAAAAAGUGGCUGUGUCAUCGAAGGACUUGCAUUCGUUGGCUACAAAGAUUGGUGUGAUGGAGAAAACCACUUUGAAGUGUUGCCAUUCACAAAGUCGAUUGCCGAAUUCAAGGCCUUUGUGGUGAAAAUUCGAGCUACUGGUGGAGGAGAUGCUCCAGAAGAUGUUCUUGGUGGAUUAAACAAAGCCAUUUCUCUCUCUUGGCCAGAGCGGAGUGGAACGAGGAUCAUUUUUCAUCUUGGCGAUGCCCCUCCACACGGGAAGAACGUCUAUCACGACGGCAGUCAAUCCGACAGUUACGAAAAUGGCCAUCCACGUGAUCGACCACUGGUGGAAUUGUUCAGGGAAAUGCUACACAAGGAAUUGUUGUACUAUUUCGGCCGCAUCAAUAAUGAAUGUGAUAAGAUGAUUUGUGUGUUCGAGAAACACUACGGCAAAAAGAUUGACCCAAUGGACAGUUCAAAAGUCGGAACCAUCUGCACGGCCGUGACCGAAAGCGUUUCAAGAUCUAUUUCUGUAACUUACCGGGCCAAAACCUCUUCAGCCCUUGGCACCACCAAGGAUCUGAGGAAAUACACACUGGAUAGAAUUGAACCGGAUUGGUGUCUGCUCCCGCGGUACGAUGGAACUAUUUUGACAUUCGACUUGCCAAAUUCGAUCAAGGACAUCACUUCUUUCGCCAAGUUGGAGGAUUCCAUCAAGAAAUGUCGUCUCCAGAUAGCUGUCAAUCCAUUCGCCAAAGGCUCCGUCCGUUUGGCCUACUACGGCAGGAUCUUUUACGUGACGAAAGAUGAUCCUGUCUCUCCAACUGCCGAAAUUGUCGACGACGUUGUCUUCAAAGAAAUGAUCGCCCUGCCGAAAGUCGUCGAUUUCGAUCGCCAACGUUACAUGACCGAUCUCGAAGUCCAGACGGUGGCCGCCAAACUGGCGUUUGAAUUCAACGGGAUGCUCUUCAGGACGUCGUUGACUCCCAUCGUCAAGCUCAAAUUUCUGAUGGCCAAAGUUGUGCGGAUCUUCAUGGCCGGCGACAGCUCCCCGCGUUUUCUGGUUUACGAGAAACGAUUCCGUGGAGACAGUCCCAAUUUGAUCAAGUACACCAACAAUUUGAAUUACGUGCUCAAUCCUGAAGGAUUGGACGACAAUGGACGUCGGAGACUCGAACUGGCCGUCGCCUUUUCUCACUUCACCCACGACGUUACCGACGGCUACCUGCUUGUUUGCGAUCUUCAAGGUGUUUGCGUCAUCGAUUUGAAAGGCAAGGAAACUCUGCUGCUCACCGAUCCUGCCAUUCAUUGCGCCAAGCACCUCCGCUUCGGCAAAACCAAUCUCGGCAAUUUAGGGAUGGAAAAGUUCUUCAAAAAACACGAGUGUAACAAAUACUGCCAAGCUUUGGGAUUGCGGAUGCCGAGCGAAUGACUCGGUUGAGAAAUGUCUUCCUUAUCUCACUCCUGCCUUAUUUAUUCCUGUCGACUUUUGUUGUCCAGCUUUGAUGGGCUUUUUGUUUGAUUUUCGGUGGUUUGAACAAGUUGGUUUGCCAUUCGAAAAAGACCUUUAACUUAGAAAUGUCGAUUUUCCAAUGCGUCAAACGUAAUUCAGUUAUUUCAUUAUUGGUUGUCCUUUGUUUCUUUUGUUGUGGGGUUUUCUAUAUUUUGUUUUCCAUGUGCAUAACUCUUAUUUCUCAGUAUUCUAAUGGUAACCGUCGGUAUAACUGUGAACUAGAUUCGUGAUUGCACAAUAUCGUUUGCCAACUUGGGACCCUGCAAUGUUUCAACGAAAGAGCUCAGGUAUAAUUCAGAUUCCAAUAUAAUUUCAUUGGUUAAAAGUU